AUGAACGGUGUUACGUCGGGCAAAGUUAUGAGAUACGGCCCCAACUUCACGUACGAUGAGUUCCUCCAGAUGCCGUCCAAGCUCUCGGCCUUCACACUGUCGGUGGGCAUGAUGGCCGUUGCUGUGUGCUUGGUUGCUUUGAAGCCCGUGAGUACGCUGGCUAUUCAAACGCCUGGUCAAUCAACCGGGCGAGGGACCCUCGGAAGAGACAAUGCAAAUGGGUUCAUUCGCGUCACGAACGUUACUACCGCUGUCCCUGCUCCCGCCAACCCCCCAUCGGCGUCGACAUCCACAACUAAUGGCGACAUCACGAGCGGAAGGGAACCGAAGGUUGUAAAAUCACAGUUCAUUACCAAUCACAGUUCAUUGGUCAAGGCUGCCCAUGGUACCUUCUCACCUCAAUAA
Molecule: messenger RNA, 405 nt
Organism: Pleurotus ostreatus (oyster mushroom)
Lineage: Eukaryota; Fungi; Basidiomycota; Agaricomycetes; Agaricales; Pleurotaceae
Exons: 3
Coding region: 1-405 (134 amino acids)
Source: RefSeq, a predicted model, not a curated record